Molecule: messenger RNA, 408 nt
Organism: Penicillium macrosclerotiorum
Lineage: Eukaryota; Fungi; Ascomycota; Eurotiomycetes; Eurotiales; Aspergillaceae
Product: 60S ribosomal protein eL27
Exons: 4
Coding region: 1-408 (135 amino acids)
Biological process (GO): translation
Cellular component (GO): ribosome; cytosolic large ribosomal subunit
Molecular function (GO): structural constituent of ribosome
Source: RefSeq, a predicted model, not a curated record
AUGAAGUUCAUGAAAGUUGGCCGUGUGGCCAUCAUCACCCGUGGCCGCUAUGCCGGUAAGAAGGUCGUCAUUGUCCAGCCUAACGACUCUGGCUCCAAGGCGCACCCCUUCCCCUACGCCAUCGUCGCCGGUAUCGAGCGCUACCCCCUGAAGGUCACCCGCCGCAUGGGAAAGAAGCUUGUCGACCGCCGCAGCCGCAUUAAGCCCUUCAUCAAGGUCGUCAACUACAACCACCUGAUGCCCACCCGUUACACUCUCGAGCUUGAGGGCCUGAAGGGUGUUGUCUCCCAGGAGACCUUCAAGGAGGUUUCCCAGCGCGAGGAUGCCAAGAAGACCGUUAAGAAGGCCCUGGAGGACCGCUACACCUCCGGCAAGAACCGCUGGUUCUUCACUCCUCUGCGUUUCUAA